Messenger RNA from Pneumocystis murina B123, 3342 nucleotides. RefSeq lists its product as hypothetical. The transcript is spliced from 2 exons. Lineage: Eukaryota; Fungi; Ascomycota; Pneumocystomycetes; Pneumocystales; Pneumocystaceae. The record is from RefSeq and is a predicted model, not a curated record. The coding region runs from base 1 to 3342 and encodes 1113 amino acids.
AUGUAUUCAAAUUUAUCUAAUAUUUUAAAACUCAAUGCAUAUGAUAUGUUUUUUCAUACAAUAUAUAUAAUUAUAUUAAUAGAAUUAUUGAGUUUAAUAAAUUCAGCUUAUGGAAGACAAAAUAUACCAUUAAGGUCUAAAGAGGCUGAAAUGAAUUCAGUAAAUUCAUCGUUUGAAUAUCUUGUUGAUGAGGAAAGUAUUUAUGCUUUGAUUCUAAAAACAAAUUAUAAUAAUGAAGCCAAAUGCAAAGAAGAGCUAGAAAAAUAUUGUGAAGAAUUAAAAGAAGUAGAUCUAAAUUUAGAGAGUGUUGAUAAUAGGGUUAAAGAGAUUUGUAAUGAUAGAGGAAAACUAGAAAAAAAAUGUCAGGAUCUAAAAACUGAGUUUACGAAAAAGUUAAAGAAAAUAGAAGAUAAAGCUAAACAAUUAAUAGAUGAUCCUAAAGAUGAGGAUUGCGAAGAAUAUGAAGCAGAAUGUUUAUUUUUAGAUCAAAGCAGUCCUUUACUUUCGUAUUAUUGUAAUAAAAUGACUAAUGAAUGUUAUAAAAAGAAACGCCAAAAAGUAGCAGAUGAAAUUCUUUUUAGAGCUCUUAAAGGGACAGUUAAUGAUACAGAUAAAUGUAAAGAAAGAAUAAAAGAAGUUUGUCCAAUAUUGAGCAAAGAAAGUGACGAGUUAAUGUUGUUAUGUCUUUAUCCUGAUAGUACAUGUAAAAAGCUUGAAAAAAAAAUUGACUAUUUUUGCAAUUUUUUAAGAACAGAAUUGAAUAAUAAUGAAUUAGAGGAGAAAUGUCAUGAAAGGCUUGGAGACUGCUAUUUUUAUGGUGAAAAUUGUAACAAAACGAAAUGCGAUGAAGUUAAGAAGCAAUGUGAAGAAAAAGGAAUUACAUUCAAAAUUCCAGGAUCAGAUUUUAUUCCGAUUAAGCCAAAAGUAACAUUGUUAGAGGAGAUUGGACUGGAAGAAGUUUUUAAAAGAGCAAAAGAUAAAGGAAUUAUUGUUGGAAGAUCAGGAGAAAAGAAGUUGGAAGAUAUGCUAUUAUUGUUAAGUAAAGAUGAAAAGAAUAAGAACAAAAAAUGCGCUAAAGCGUUAAGUGUAUGCAGUACUUCUGACUAUUUAGCUAGUGAGUUGAAGACUUUAUGUGAAGAUAGUGAAAAAGAAAGUAAAUGCGAAAACUUAAUGAAUGUAACAAUUAGAUGUUCAAAUUUCAGAUCAAAGCUUUACACAAACAAAUUGUCACCAUAUUCUAAUAAUAAGGAUGCGGAAACUAUUUUACGUCAUUUGCUUCCUAGAUCACUUACUGAAGAAGAAUGUAUAAUGUUUGAAUCAGAAUGUUUUUAUUUAGAAAAUAUAUGCUCAGAAAUACUUAAAAAAACGUGCAAGAAUCUAAGAGCAGCAUGUUAUAGAAAGGGGCAAGAAGCAAUACUGUAUGAAUUGUCUAAAGAUCAGUUGCGUGGAAAGUUUAAUUUAAAAUCCGAGAAUAAAAGCGUUAAAGAAUGUCAAAAAGAAGUCUUAAAGAAUUGUAGAAAACUUAAAGAAAAUAAAGAACAGAUUUCAAGAUGCAUUAAACCAAAACAAGUAUGUCUUGAGUUUAGUGAGGAUAUUUCAACUCGAUCGAAAGGAUUAAAACGAAAUUUGGAUAUGAUACGGGAUUCUUUUACAAAAAAAGAGUGCGUUGAAUUAAAAAAAAGCUGUGAAGAUCUUGAAAAGGAUUCAAGUCUAAAUUAUUGGAACUGUAUUACAUUGAAUAUACGGUGUAAAUAUUCAGAAGUUGUAGAAGAAUUGAAGAAUAGAUUUCUAAAAGAAAAAAAAGAUACAUUAAAAAACCAAGAAAAUUGUGAAAGAGCUUUGAAAGAAAAAUGUGAUGGAAUGUUUAAAAAGGAAACAAAUCUAUUUAGAAUUUCAUGUGUUUUACAGAAAGAAACAUGUCAAUCUAUUCGCAAAGGCAUGGAAAGCCACUGUCAUUUACUUAAAGAGAAUAUAGAAAACCAGAAUAUUCUGGAUGAAAAAAGUGGAAAAGGAAAUGAAACAUUACUUGAAAGAAUAUGUUUAUUAUGGAGUCCAUAUUGUGAUCAACUUAUGGAAAAUUGUCCAGACCUAUUGAAAAAGGAAAGUAAUGGGAAUGAUGGGGUUUGUUUAAAACUUAAAGAAAAAUGCAAACCAUUCCGGGAAAAGGAGCACUUAGACGAUGAAUUGACUUAUAAAUUAAAGGGCAAUUUAGGGGAUAAUGCUAAAUGCAAAGUAGCGUUAGAAAACUAUUGUGUUCAAUGGAAAACAGGAACGAAUGAUACUUUAAAAAGUCUAUGUAAUACUAAUAAAAAUAUGAAUGUUGAGAAUGAAAUUUGUAAAAGAUUACUGGAAAAAAUAGCGGAAAAAUGUUCAACUUUGAAGACGAAUCUAGAAAAAGCGGAAAAAGAAUUACAAGAGAAAGAAAAAGAAUAUGAAAAAGUAAAAAAAGAGACAAAGGAAGCUAUGGAAAAGAGUGGCAUAUUCUUAUCAAGACCUAAAGAAAGUCUGGAUCAACAAAGUAUACAGGCAAAUGCAGUGAACAGCAGUGUACUUUUGUCGUCUAUUUUGCCGGAAAAUUAUUUAAACAAACUAUCAAACGCCAAAACAAAACUUAGAGUUAUUCAAAAAUCAUAUGUAGACACAGAAACUUCGGAAGUAGAAAAAGAAGGGUUUAAUGCAGUGGUGAGAAUAUUGGAAUUGUAUUUAGAAUUCAAAGAGGAAUGCAAAGUCUUGCAAUUGGAUUGUGACUUUAAGAAGGAUUGCCCGGAAUCUGAAGAAGUUUGUAAAAAAAUAGAGAAACUAUGUGAACUGAAGCCAUUAGAAAUUAAACCUUCUAAUGCAACAAUAAUGACAACAACAAUAGAAGGAUCACUUUGUAAUGUAACAAUGGCAACAGAACCAGGGAAAACGACGGAAAAAACAAUAACAAUAAUAAAGACUAUGAAUGAAACAGCAACAAAACAGCGCAGUACAAUAACACUUACAAGAACAAAGAUUAUAGGAGAAGGGAAUUUUACGUCACUUUGUGAUAUCAAUAUACAGGAAACAAAUGUAUCAUUUUAUACAAGUACAUUGACAAGUACACUGACAAGUACACUAACAAGUACACUAACAAGUACACUGACAAGUACACUGAUAAGCACAUCUAUAAUAACAUCGACAGUGAGAUUGACGUCGAUACAAAAAUGUAAACCUACAAAAUCUAUGAUAGAUUCGACUAAAGAAACACAAAAAGAGGAAGAGAAAGAGGAAAAAGUGAAGCUGAAUGAGGGGAUGAAAAUGAGAGUUCCAGAAAUAGUAAAAAUAAUAUUAUUGGGAGUGAUGGUUAUAGGAAUGUUAUAA